CAUACCAACACCCAUUACUCUCUCUGUGUCUAACAAACUCCAAUUCUUUAAUUCUACCAUAACAAAGCUAACCCAUUGUGUUUCAAGAAAAGGAAAAAAUGAAAGAAUCUCCAAAAUCAAAGCAAUGGAGACCCUUCACCUCAAAUUGCUGUUCAGCUGAAAACCAAACAAUCUUGGGUAACUUUAGCAGAUGUAGGCCUUCAAAAUCAGAUUUCUCAAAGAAUAUAGCACCAUCACCAUCAUUUAAACGACUGUCGUUUUCUGAUCUUAGUAGGUCUUCUUCUCUGCGUAUUAAUGAAGAUAUUGCUCAGUCGUUAGGGCCUGACCUGUUUGAUUUUCAACUCAGUGAGUUAAAAGCUAUAACUCACAACUUCUGCAGCAAUUAUUUGCUUGGAGAAGGUGGGUUUGGGACUGUUCAUAAGGGUUAUGUAGAUGAUCAUUUAAGAGAAGGCUUGAAGGCUCAGCCUGUUGCUGUUAAGCUUCUUGACAUUGAAGGUCUUCAAGGACACCGCGAAUGGCUGGCAGAAGUAGUGUUCCUGGGUCAACUGAGACACCCAAAUUUGGUGAAACUGAUUGGGUAUUGCUGUGAGGAUGAAGAACGACUUCUCGUUUAUGAGUUCAUGCCUCGAGGCAGCUUAGAAAACCAUUUAUUCAAAAGGAUUUCAGUGUCACUGCCAUGGGGCACAAGGUUAAAAAUAGCAGUAGGAGCAGCUAAAGGUCUAGCUUUCUUGCAUGAUGCUGAGAAGCCUGUCAUUUAUCGAGACUUCAAGACUUCCAAUGUCUUGCUUGAUUCUGACUUUACGGCUAAAUUAUCAGAUUUUGGACUGGCAAAGAUGGGACCUGAAGGAUCUGACACACAUGUCACCACUCGUGUGAUGGGUACAUAUGGAUACGCUGCUCCUGAAUAUGUUUCAACAGGGCACUUAACAACCAAAAGUGAUGUUUAUAGCUUUGGAGUAGUAUUGCUAGAGCUAUUAACUGGAAGAAGAGCAAUGGACAAGUCAAGGCCAAAGAGUGAGCAAAAUCUCAUUGACUGGGCAAAACCUUAUCUCACAAGCAGCAGAAGAUUAAGGUAUAUUAUGGAUCCAAGACUUGCAGGACAGUAUUCGGUUAAAGGAGCAAAGCAAAUUGCUCAUCUAGCAACCCAGUGCAUAAGCAUAAACCCUAAGGACAGACCAAAAAUGCCAGCCAUUGUUGAAACACUUGAAGCUCUACAACAGUACAAGGACAUGGCUGUCACUAGUGGGCAAUGGCCUCCUUCUCCAAAAUCCAAGGCAAGUGCUAAUCAAAGCAGAAGUACAAGUUAUAAAAAACCUUCUCCUCUUGUUCCAACCAAAAAAGCUUAACUUAGUAUAUAUGUGUGUGGUGGGUGUUUGUGUAAUUGGAGCAGAAUUGAACUUAGACAUGUCUGUAAAUAUGUGAAUGGUAUAUUCAUAGCAUAUAUAUGUAUGAACAUAUGGAAUGGAAAAAAUAAAAAUUUCUUGGUUUGGAAAA
Messenger RNA from Jatropha curcas, 1494 nucleotides. RefSeq names its product Protein kinase superfamily protein. Gene Ontology annotation, biological process: protein phosphorylation. The record is from RefSeq and is a predicted model, not a curated record. Lineage: Eukaryota; Viridiplantae; Streptophyta; Magnoliopsida; Malpighiales; Euphorbiaceae. Gene Ontology annotation, molecular function: protein kinase activity; ATP binding.